AGGAGGAAGAGGAGGAGGAGGAGGAAUAAUGAAGCUGACCCGGCACUUUGUUCUGAGAUUAUUUGGAUUCCUGUUGACAUCCUUGGCUGCUUGGUAUUUGGGAUACUUUCUUGCUGUUCAUGUACCCCAAAAUACAGUAUCUAUUGCUGGACUUCAAGAGAUUGGAAAGAAACCAGUGUUGAGGGCCCCAGCCCCCAGAAGGCAGAAGUGUGGCCUCUGGGCUCCCUGCCCACCUGGGAACUUUGUCUAUCGCAUCCUCAGUGGUGGUGGCAAACAGAGGAGGCCUAAAAUUUGUUUUGAGGAUGAGGAGUUUAUAAAUGAAGAGAAUUAUGAAGUUAGAAGUGGUAUAAACAUUGCCAUUGUGAAUUAUAAAACAGGAGAACUCAUUUCGACAAAAUUUUUUGAAAUGUGGGCAAGAGACCACUCAGGGGAGAUGAUGGAUUUCAUCAGGAAAGCACCAGAAGGGACCCUCCUUCUGAUGGCCACUCAUGAUGAUGGCAGCACCAGGUUGAAAGAUGGUGCCAAAAAAUUAGUAGAAGAACUGGGAAGUAAAGAAAUAAAGAAUAUAAAGUUCAGAUCAAGUUGGGUUUUUAUAGCUGCCAAAGGCUUCACUCUGCCACAUGAUAUCCAAAAAGAAAAGAUAAACCACUCUGACCAGACAAAGAACAGAUACAAAGGCUGGCCAGCUGAAAUCCAAAUAGAGGGCUGUAUCCCAAGAGACCUGAUCUGA
This is a messenger RNA of Melospiza georgiana, 730 nucleotides long. It is a transcript of the gene FAM3B, whose product is annotated as FAM3 metabolism regulating signaling molecule B. The transcript has 8 exons. NCBI's taxonomy places the organism in Eukaryota, Metazoa, Chordata, Aves, Passeriformes, Passerellidae. The record is from RefSeq and is a predicted model, not a curated record. Bases 29 to 730 code for a protein of 233 amino acids.